AUGUCGAACCAAGGCUACUACCAAGGCGGUCCUCAGUACCCACAACAAAGCUACGGCCCCCCAGGCGGCCAAGGCUAUGGUCAACCACAAUAUGGCGCUCCACCACCACAGCAACAAAUGUACUACGGCCCUCCGCAAGGACAGUAUCAACAGGGCCCGCCACCCAAACAGAAGAAGGACAGAGGUUGUUUGACAGCUUGGUAA
Molecule: messenger RNA, 204 nt
Organism: Alternaria burnsii
Lineage: Eukaryota; Fungi; Ascomycota; Dothideomycetes; Pleosporales; Pleosporaceae
Exons: 2
Coding region: 1-204 (67 amino acids)
Source: RefSeq, a predicted model, not a curated record